AUGAGCGGGACACCAACAGGCAAGGAGCACGGGAACUCAUCCGCGGGUUCUUUUAGUCAAUUUCGUUUUGAGACACGAGCCCCCCGUCAACGUACCCAUGAAGCUACAUGGAAAAAACUAGCCGAGACUGUGCCAAGAACGGAAGAUGAAUGGCGCUUGGCGAGACAACAUGUCUUCAGCACCGCGGAGGAGAUGUCUAACACAUUGACCGAGCUGCUUAUGCCAUCAAAGAAGACCUACCUCUACGAGAUAACCUUCUUGGCGAGCCGCCAUACAAUCCUCUGUUGCGAUCCAGAACAAAGACAGACAGUGUACUCUGAUCUCCGAGACUUCUUUGGCAACCCCCACCUUGAUGACGGCAUGUUGGAGAGAUACAUGAAAUCAGUGGUGAGACUCAUCAAAGUUCUCGAUGAGCUCUACUUGGAGGGUCUUCUGCACCGUGCUUUUGAAGCGAUUCUUUACAUACCGGCUCAGAGGUCACACCUGCGUCAGUAUGGAGAGCACCCAGACAGGUUUAAAUCUGCAUUCCUCAUUCAAAAGCCUUCAGAAGAAAUUCAUGGAUCCCUGCUGCUGUACAUCCCUUUCCUGGUCCACUAUACAUUCCCUUAUCUAAGCCUUACCAGUGCUCGAGACGCUCUCAAUAGCCGGCUCCUCGGUGAAAGCGAGUACCACUUGUUCGAGGACGCGAUCAAGACCAAAACAUUUGUUCCUCGGCUCCCACCUUUGCCACCCCUGACCCUACCCUUGUGCGUUAUACAGCACUUUGAAGUCUUCAAACUACCUGGUGACCUACAGUUGGCCUUGUCAGAGUUGGCGGUGCAGCUUCGUGGGUACAAUCCAAUGCCGUCUGCUAUUCCAGGGGAAACUCAGAUGCAUGCCUAUGAGUGGCCAGGUGCCAAUGAGAUAAUUAGGGAAAUAUUAAAAUGCCUGACCAGUCAGGGGCUUCUCAAAGUGGAGGAAUAUGCUGUCGGUACACCUUAUGCCAUCCACCACGACUCUGGACCUCUUCCUACCCCAAGCGGAACCGUUCAGGUCAUCGUGCCAAUUAUUAAGGAUGCGGCUGGUAGCUGUCAAGUCUCCCUUGGCUGUUACACGGAUAGUGAACAAUGGGCAUCUUGGGACGCUGGACAGGGGUUUCUCUUGAACCAAGGCACUUUCUUAUUACCAAAACAGCCUAUUGACUACAUACUAACUCGAUUUCGAAUCUGA
Messenger RNA from Fusarium mangiferae, 1209 nucleotides. RefSeq lists its product as uncharacterized. NCBI's taxonomy places the organism in Eukaryota, Fungi, Ascomycota, Sordariomycetes, Hypocreales, Nectriaceae. The record is from RefSeq and is a predicted model, not a curated record. The transcript is spliced from 4 exons. The coding region runs from base 1 to 1209 and encodes 402 amino acids.